Penicillium cinerascens is the source of this 1473-nucleotide messenger RNA. RefSeq lists its product as uncharacterized. The transcript has 3 exons. Lineage: Eukaryota; Fungi; Ascomycota; Eurotiomycetes; Eurotiales; Aspergillaceae. The record is from RefSeq and is a predicted model, not a curated record. Gene Ontology annotation, biological process: mitotic spindle organization. Gene Ontology annotation, cellular component: cytoplasm; dynactin complex. Bases 1 to 1473 code for a protein of 490 amino acids.
AUGGCUUUCAACAAGAAAUACGCUGGUCUUCCAGACCUGGAUCCCGCCCCAGAUAUCUACGAAACCCCUGACCUGACCGACGACGCAUCCACCAUCCCCCCCACUACAGUCCGCACCGAAUCCGAGCAUGACGAUGCAGACUCCAGCUCCGACAUUGACCGCGAAGGAGUCAACGCGGACCAGGCGCGUAUGCACUUCAUGGGUGCCGCAGUGGACGCCCGCGAGGUGAAUUUCUCCGACAGCAUUUCCACAAAACGCCAAGCCUAUCGCAGUAAGAGUAAGAGUCGGCGCCGGCACCGCAUGCGCGAAGAUGGCACCGAGGAGGUCGGCGACUUUAGUGAUAGCGAGGACGAGUCGCUGGAGCGGCGGCUGGCACGCCUGCGCAGAGAGGUUGAGGAAUUGAAGUUGGAGAUGGAGAACGAGCCGACUUCCGGCAAGGAUGAUACUGUCGAGAGUGGGACGGUUAAGGGUGUGUCUGGAGCUGAGAAACCGACGGAGGAUAAGUUGGGCGAUGGUGUAGCGGAAUUGAGCCGAGCCCUGGAUAAUCUGCAUGCAUCUUCGCGAGGUGGGCAGACUACUUCGCACUCUGCUGCUACUAUACUGUCUCAGAAACUUGGGUCUGAGAACAAAUCUGCCCUAGCUUCACAAUCGCAAAAGCUACAACCUCCGGCCGAUGGUUCAACAACAGUCACGACAGUUCCUCCACCAGCUGAGGCGCCAUCAGCAGGCAUUCUUUCCCAUGCAGCAGCUUUCGAGAGUAGAUUGGCGCUCAUUGAAGCUUCGAUGGGCAUCUCAAGCUCCUCGAACCCCUUUGUCGGAGAUGGCAUCAGCGAGCCUGCGCUGCAACCAGUGCUGCCGUCCCUAGAUCAGCUUACAUCUCGACUCUCAGCUCUCACCGGUCUUCUUGUGGGAACAAACCCCUCGGCCGGCGGCCCAAGUGCUGUUCCCGGUUUCACCACCCCUCAUCUCGAAGCUCUCUCCACACGAGUUCGUAAACUCACUACCGAUGCCGAAGCUCUUGCAUCAGCCCGCAGACGCGCACUCGAUGCUGCGAAAGCUGUUCAGACUGCGCGAAUUGCCUCUUCCGGCUCUGAUGCCGAUGCUGUCCCUACAGCGGACGGCUCCAACCCACCCGAUGACGACAAUGCUGCCAAGAUCCAGGCUCUCUACGCAACACUCCCCACCAUCCAGUCCCUGCACCCAUUGCUACCCAGUGUUCUUGAGCGUCUUCGUUCUCUCCGUGCGUGCCACGCGGGUGCCGCCCACGCCGCCGACUCGCUUGACGCGCUUGAGAAACGCCAGGCUGAAAUGAACUCGGAGAUCGAGCAAUGGCGCGAAGGCCUCACGGCCGUCGAGGAGAAAAUGCGCCAGGGUGAGGCUGCUCUCAAGUCUAAUGUCGAAACUGUCGAGCCCUGGGUACGCGACCUGGAAUCUCGCAUGGCACGCCUUGACGGCCCGCCGGGAUCCCUGUGA